Kwoniella botswanensis is the source of this 1215-nucleotide messenger RNA. RefSeq lists its product as uncharacterized. The coding region runs from base 1 to 1215 and encodes 404 amino acids. The record is from RefSeq and is a predicted model, not a curated record. Lineage: Eukaryota; Fungi; Basidiomycota; Tremellomycetes; Tremellales; Cryptococcaceae. The transcript has a single exon.
AUGGCAAACCACCCUUCACUCGAUUUCCUCCUUGAUGGCGGUUUGAUCCCUUCUUUACCUACAAACGGCAAAGUGGGACAUCAAGAACUGAUGGGUAUGGGUAUGGGAAUCAAACGGCCUUCCCAUAGUCCACCCCUCAACUUCAAUCUGCCCGCUCAACCUGCGAUACCACCUACCCAUCCUGUGACAUCCCCUCCUCAACCUGUAUAUGGAUUACCUUAUAUGCCCAGUAACCUACCUCCUAGAUUUCCAUCGAACCAACCACUCACCCAACAAGUUGCGGUCACUAGGAGUUCUUCGGAGGGCAAGAAACCUAAUGUACAUGGAUUGGGUCAUGAUCAGUACAGCAGUAGAAAGACGCAUGGACAUGAGUUGGGACAUGGAAAGAAUCAUUCAGUCUCUAACAUCCCCCCAUCCCACCACCAACCUCAAUCUGAGUUCCAUUCUUCUGGCCAGGUGAAUGAGAACUUCCUAUCAGUUCGAAGAAGUUUAUCAUUCAACCAAAUCCAAAUACCUCGAUCACUGAUUCCUGGUGAUGUGUCCAGAAUACAUCAUUCGAUAUCUGAUUCAGCUGUUCAUUCGAAUUCACAUAAACGAUCAAUAUCAACUUCGACAACUCAUCCUGCAUCUUAUUCGGACAAUCAACCUAGUGGGAUCAGAUUAGGCAAUAGAGGUGACGAAGAGGUGAUUAAGCAUCUAUUGGACAUUCUAGAUUCGUUAAUACCGAAAGAAAGAGCUCUAGAUAACAUCCCAGAUGGAAAGGGGGUGUUGAAUCCUUUGAAUUUGUUAAUUCCCCUUUCGAUCAUGUUAGAAGCGUUAGUCAAUGAACGAACUAUCCUGAAAGACGAAUCAUCAAUGGUCAGUGAAAGUAAGUUACCAUUAUUGGCUGAUGGGGUGAGUAUGGUAUUAGAGGAUGGUGAAGUGAAUUGGAAUAUAUUGAACUGGUAUAUAACUUCUUUCGGCCAACUUUUGAAUGGUUUGAUACCUUUCCUCACCGUCACUCGUAAUCCACAUAUUCAGGAGCAAGAUCAAGAGAUAUUAGAGGAUCUGAUGAGAUCGAUCAAAGUGUAUAUAACAAAGAUGAAAAAGAUUCUGGGGGAGAUAGCUUCGCUGUAUGUGGAUAGAUAUUCUUUUGUAAGAGGUUGGUGGGAUGAGGAGGGAAUGAAAAGUUCUGCGGGGGAGGUGGGUAGAUGGGCGGAUAUGUUUGACAUAUAG